Exaiptasia diaphana is the source of this 1781-nucleotide messenger RNA. Its product is annotated as meiosis 1 arrest protein. NCBI's taxonomy places the organism in Eukaryota, Metazoa, Cnidaria, Anthozoa, Actiniaria, Aiptasiidae. The record is from RefSeq and is a predicted model, not a curated record. Bases 1 to 1230 code for a protein of 409 amino acids. Gene Ontology annotation, biological process: male meiosis chromosome separation; spermatogenesis; meiosis I. The transcript is spliced from 12 exons.
AUGRYGAUUGUUGCAGCAUUUGCUGCUAUCAGCACAGUCAGUAGUCAGCUAGAAAUCUGCGUGUUAACGUGUAGGAAAGCCUCAAAUCUUGCAAGAAAUAUUGAAGAAAUUUCUAGCAGUUUGGAACUCGCGAACUUCAAGAAAAUUCAGAUUGCUGCCGUAGUGAAGAAUGUCGGAGAUGAAGAAAAGCAAAGCGAGGACAACUCCAAAGAGCAAGAAUCRACCAGUCCUGUUAGUUCUAGCGAGACUGGCGUUCAAGGGUGUGGCAUUGUUGAUGUAAUCACAUUGCAAAAAGAUCCAAUUAGUUUUCAAAGAUUCUUCAAGAUGUGGCUACUUGAUUGUGAAACUGAUCAGGAACACAUACGAAUAGAGUUGCCAAGUCCCUUCCCUCUUGGUAGCCAAGGUGCAGAAGCUAAAGAUGCCGACAUGUUGAUGAUCAAGUGCGAUAUCCAUGAACGCCUUAUCAACCCCGCACACCUUCCUUUUCGRUCACAGUUUGAGAUAAAUACCGAAGCUCUCUCUAAGACAUUAUUGAAUAAAUCAUGUUCGUCUUUGAUAUCCUACCCUGUACAUACCAUGAAAGUCGACAAACUUCUGAAAAGAGAAGCAAUCUGUGAAUCGGUGUUGUUUGGAAUGCCUUAUAUCAUACGUUCAACGGUUUGUUGGAAGCUAGACUGGGAGGAGCUGGAACGUAACCAACAGUACUUUCAUGCAUUCUGUAAUAUAUUACAAGAAAGGGACUUGGCUGCUCUGUUAAAAAUAGCAUGUGGACAACCAAGGCUACCUACAGGAUACUACAUCUUAAUGCCGUCACAUGGAAGUACAAUGUUACUCAAGGCAGUAGCAACAAAUGAACUGCUAUUACCUACAGACUUCAACCAAUCAGAACCCACUACAGAAACAACAGAACUCAUUGCUGCAUCGCUUGAUUUAAUUCAAGUCAAUGACUGUUUUAACCCUGUCUUCGUGGAGAGCGGCUUGUAUAAGAGCCUUGCAAAUCUGUCUCUCAAAGGAAUAAAGCAUCCUCUGCGACCAGCUAAAAAAGGUUUCCAAGCUCCAAAGAAAUAUCAAGAAGAAACACCCAAGCCCCCCCAAAGCAAGUCAAACCGUGCGUUACCAAAGCGUGUUGUAUUCGCUAAAGACAGUACGAAAGCUGCAAAACGAUCACGYACAGCUCCACCAUUAGACAUCUAUGUGUCUAGUCCAACUGAUCUUACAGAUGAUCCUUGAGAUCAGAGAUCAGCAUCACAAAAAAGAUUCAUCAGUUAUCUUUGCAAAAGCUUCCUAUAAAGCAAGGUUUGAGGACAUCAGAUUGUGGAAUAUAUAUACUAAAGUAUAUUCUAAAGGCAUAAACACCUUGAUUGUUAUCAUAUUGAYCAUGGAUAUUGAUAUCAUACGAAAUUGCAUGGCACUCAAACGGAAAAAAACGCUUGUUUGAGGUACUUUUCGACUUUAAGGCCAUUUUUCUUAGCUGGAUUUUAACGACUUUUCUAAGCGGAUUUGCAAUGGAAACGGCCGAAUCCGAUAAAACAAGAGAAUCAGAAAUCCAAAUUAGUGACUUCAAAUGUUUCCUAAUUGUAAACUAGUAACGACAAAAAAGCAUUGGAUUCUGUAUUGGUGGAAGUCAGUAUACUUGCGAAUUUGUUUAUUGAAUCGGAAUCCAAAAAAACGGCACUCCGCCAUUCUGUGACCAUGAGGUGAAUGAGUGAUGCUUUUAGCCUCCUCCGCAGGCAUCACAAAGAAUCACGGGCUUCCUGUCUUUUUGAGGAGUCAAAAGSGGU